CCUUCCCAUGCUGCCAUCCCUGGUUCUCUUCUGCCUCUUUCUUCCACCAUUAUGUUGAUCCAAUGUGGAUAAUCCAGCAUAACCUCCCAUCUCCAGGUCAUUUGAUUAGCAACCUUAAUUACACCUGUGAUUUAAUUCUCUUUUGCUUGUAGCUUAAAAUAAGCACAAGUUCUGGGAAUUAGGACAUCAACAACUUGGGGAGGCACUAUUCUGCCUGUCAUAUACUUUUCCCUUUCAUACUCCCAGCUAUGCUUUUGUAAUUUAAAGCAGCGGACAUCAGCAUAGAGCUUUAUCUGUGAGGAUGUCAGGGAGCUCCCAGCUGAGCCUCAGGAGUUCUGUCCACAGCUCCUGGGAUGGGAUAACUUUGCCAAUAUCCACAAUAACCAACUCUCCUGUCUCUGAACUUGGGUGGCCUCAGAAAAGAGGUUAUGAUCCACUCUUUCUGCAGGAGCAUGGGCAUUUUUCUUCCUCUUUCUGAAAUACAGGCCUUUCAGAAGGCAGAGGACACAAUUUACGCUGGUACCAGCCCGAAGCAGGUUCUCGCCUUCCCUCUCUCCAGCCCUGAUGUCUUGACUUGUGGCAGGUGGAGGAAAGUCAUCACAAGCUUCAGGCCCGGGGCACAGAGCCAGCUCCACUCAAGUGGGGCUCAGGGAACAGGACACACGGGGAGACAGAUGGACAUCCAUGCUGCUCCCAUGCUGUGUCCUCAGCCUCUCCCGUCCUCCCCUGGGUGUGGUGCUGCCUCCCAGUGGCCCUUGUUCCAGGACCUGGAGUAGUGUUAAUCUGGGGGCAGCCCAGCACGGUGAGUCCUGGGCCCCAGUGGUACCGUAGGGCGUGUUGGAGACUCAGUUCCAACACCUAGGUAGGCUCUGCACACCCACAACUACAGGGCCGGCUGGAGCCCAGUUUACCCCCAACCCCCACCCCGCUUCUCCCUAGGGACCCCUGUAUCUCCAAAGUCCAGACUGUGGCACCAGGGCUGCUUCAGUCCUGCGACCAUAAAGCUCUUCACAGGGGUUUUGGUCCCAUAAGUGACAUCCAUUUAUUUAGGUUUGGUUUUGGGGAAACUGAGCUGUGGAAUGCGGAGAAGCCCCCCUCUGGGAAGACCUUGAAUAAGCACCUUCUGGGCACCUGUCUCCUGACCGCGUGUCAGGAAUGGAGGCUCCAGUUAGGUAAAAGUCCACGGUCCACGGUCCACAGCGCUCUUCCAGCGCAGUGGGCCGAGUUCUGUCCACUGGUGGCUGCCUGGACGGUCAGGGGUGUGACUGGAGCAGGUUCUGGGGCCGGGUCUGAGACGCUGGGUUUGUGCGGUGAGACUGAGGGACAGAGCGCAGGAGGGCGCGCACCACCCUGCCCAGGUGGAGUGAGGAAUCCUGCCCCGGGUGGAGACAAGGAGAGAGGACGGGCUGGGAAGCUCGUGUCCCUUCUUUAAUGCGCCCUCGACGAUUUCCUCCCCAGGAAGAUUUCUGCGAGGGCCUGGAGGGACCCUCGGGUUCACCCGGAGCCAUCGCUGUCCAAGAUCGCCAUCUGGGUUCCAGCCCCAUGGGAGGCCGGAACCAGUCCAGCGUCUCCGAGUUCCUCCUCCUGGGCCUCUCCAGGCAGCCCCAACAGCAGCAGCUCCUCUUCCUGCUCUUCCUCACCAUGUACCUGGCCACCGUCCUGGGGAACCUGCUCAUCAUCCUGGCCAUCAGCACCGACUCUCGCCUGCACACCCCCAUGUACUUCUUCCUCAGCAACCUGUCCUUCGUGGACAUCUGCUUCUCCUCCACCACUGUCCCCAACGUGCUGGCCAAUCACAUACUUGGCAGCCAGGCCAUCUCCUUCUCUGGCUGUCUCACGCAGAUGUAUUUUGUUUUCAUGUUUGUGGACAUGGACAAUUUCCUCCUGGCCGUGAUGGCCUAUGACCGCUUUGUUGCCAUAUGCCACCCCUUACAUUACACAAUAAAGAUGACCCGUCGGCUCUGUGUUCUGCUGGUGGCUGGCUCUUGGGUGGUCGCCAACCUGAAUGUCCUCUUGCACACCCUGCUGAUGGCUCGGCUCUCAUUCUGUGCAGACAAUGUGAUCCCCCACUUCUUCUGUGACGUGAGCCCGCUCCUGAGACUCUCCUGCUCAGACACACACCUCAAUGAGGUGAUGAUUCUUACCGAGGGCUCCCUGAUCAUGAUCACCCCGUUUGUCUGCAUCCUGGCCUCCUACCUGUGCAUCACCUGUGCUGUCCUGAGGAUCCCCUCCACGAGGGGGCGGUGCAAAGCCUUCUCCACCUGCGGCUCCCACUUGUCGGUGGUGUCCCUCUUCUAUGGCACCAUCAUUGCUGUGUAUUUCAACCCUGCAUCCUCUCACUCUGCUGAGAAGGACACCCCAGCGACUGUGCUGUACACAGUGGUGACCCCCAUGCUAAACCCUUGCAUCUACAGCCUGAGGAACAGAGACUUGAAAGCAGCUCUGAGAAAAGUGGUGGGCAGAAUAUUUUUUAGGGGUUGA
Molecule: messenger RNA, 2481 nt
Organism: Chinchilla lanigera (long-tailed chinchilla)
Lineage: Eukaryota; Metazoa; Chordata; Mammalia; Rodentia; Chinchillidae
Product: olfactory receptor 1F1-like
Exons: 2
Coding region: 1432-2481 (349 amino acids)
Biological process (GO): G protein-coupled receptor signaling pathway
Cellular component (GO): membrane
Molecular function (GO): G protein-coupled receptor activity; olfactory receptor activity
Source: RefSeq, a predicted model, not a curated record